Manacus vitellinus (golden-collared manakin) is the source of this 1527-nucleotide messenger RNA. It is a transcript of the gene FDXACB1, whose product is annotated as ferredoxin-fold anticodon binding domain containing 1. Lineage: Eukaryota; Metazoa; Chordata; Aves; Passeriformes; Pipridae. Gene Ontology annotation, cellular component: endoplasmic reticulum membrane. Gene Ontology annotation, molecular function: alpha-1,2-mannosyltransferase activity; rRNA (uridine-N3-)-methyltransferase activity. The transcript has 8 exons. Bases 1 to 1527 code for a protein of 508 amino acids. The record is from RefSeq and is a predicted model, not a curated record. Gene Ontology annotation, biological process: protein N-linked glycosylation; rRNA base methylation.
AUGGAACGAGAUGAGUCCCUGCCCAUGGAAAGAGCUGAGGUUGUGUUUUCUGUGGACUGCACCAAGCUGAAGGACUACUUUUCACCAGAAGAAAGACAAUUCAAUUGCAUUUACUUCAACUUCCCCCACUGUGGGAGGAAGGCUGGGGUAGUGAAGAACAGGGAGCUUCUUGCCCACUUUUUCCGUAGCUCCGCAGAAGUGCUGGCAGAGGAGGGAGAGGUGCACGUGGCUCUUUGCAAUGGCCAGGGUGGGACACCCGCAGACCAGCCAAGGAGGGAGUGGCACAACAGCUGGCAAAUAGUGGCUGUGGCAGCAGGAGCUGGAUUUAUCUUGAGUGAUGUUCAUCCUUUUAAUGCAGAGACAAUCCAUGGAUAUAAAUGUACAGGUUACAGGAGCCAAGAUAAAGCCUUCUGUGUAGAGGGUGCCCUGAACCACAUUUUCACACGGAGCACUCCACUCCUGUGUUUCUCACCCAGGAGCUGCAGGAUACAACUGGAAAACCAAAAGGUUUCUUUUCAAGUGCCACAGGUCCUUGUGGAUAAAAUUAACAGGGGUUUCCUAGAACCGAAUUCAAACCACCCAGUCCGGACAGUGAAGGAGGAGCUUGCUGCAGGGCUCAGCCAAGCCUUUCCAGUACAGGACACUGACUCCUGCCUUCCCCUGCUCCACCAAGGCCACCUCGAGGGGGUUUGUCCCUCCAGUAUCUUUUGGAUCACUCUGAGCCCAGAGGAGACUCCAAGCCCUGAGGAAAUGUCUCCUGGACCUGCAAAUGGACCUGUUCUAUUUUCCUGUGCUGAUUUUUGCCAGGGCACAGAGAAGAACGUACCAGAAGGACGUCACAGUCCAGAGCAGUUUUAUCUCAGACCGUCCCUGCUGCCUCAUGCUCAGGCAAUAAUGCAGGAAGGAGCCUUUUUCCCAGGGACACUCCGUGUUCUUUCUGGGCCAGUUUUCAGGAAGUGUCGUGUCACUCCUCACUCCAUGCCUGUUUUUCACGAGGUGCUCAUUGUGUUUGCAGUGAGCAGGGGUACAGAGAGCAGCUGUGUCCAGAUGUUGGUGAAUAACAUCACAUCCACCAUACAUUCCCUUCAGCAGACUGGCACUAAACCAAAUAUCAACCUGCAGGAAGCAACGAGCUCUGAAACAACUGAGCUAAGUGACUUUGCUGCUUUUGAGUCUCAGCUUGGUAAAAUCCAGUACUGGCAAGUUUGGGCCCCCGAAGGAUCAACAGCUUUCAAGUGUCUCAUCUCGGCCAGGUUCUGUGCAGCCCUCCUGAGCAACAUCUCUGAUUGCGAUGAGACCUUCAACUACUGGGAACCGACACACUACCUCAUUUAUGGGAAGGGGUUUCAGACCUGGGAAUACUCCCCAGCCUAUGCCAUCCGCUCCUACGCUUACCUGUGGCUCCAUGCCUUACCAGCCUGGUUCCAUGCUCGAGUCCUGCAAACCAACAAGGUCCUUAUCUUCUAUUUCCUCCGAUGCUUCCUGGCCUUCCUGAGCUGCAUUUGUGAACUCUACUUCUACAAGUGA